Molecule: messenger RNA, 4307 nt
Organism: Erpetoichthys calabaricus (reedfish)
Lineage: Eukaryota; Metazoa; Chordata; Cladistia; Polypteriformes; Polypteridae
Exons: 12
Coding region: 171-2933 (920 amino acids)
Biological process (GO): negative regulation of endopeptidase activity
Molecular function (GO): serine-type endopeptidase inhibitor activity
Source: RefSeq, a predicted model, not a curated record
UGCUUUGAUUUACAGGCACAGGAAUCAAUAGCCGCAGUCAAGGGUCAACACGCUGGGGCAAACUAAACAGACAGACGCUAAAGAGGAGUCUAGAGAGAACCAGAGGAGCGUCAAGAACCGAGGAGACCAGAAGACAUUUUUCCCAAGGCAAGACAAGUCCAAGACCAGUGAUGGCCCCCGCCGUGCUCAUUCUCCUUGCCCUGGGUUUCCAGUUGGUUAAAGGAUAUCAGACCAGCCAGAUUCCUACAGCAGCGAUCACUGCUAUGGCUGGUGCCACAGUUAACCUGGAAUGUAACCUGGGAAAACCUGCAAACAACUUGGAAGUAAAAUGGUAUAAAUCGAGUGAAACGAUGCAGAGAUCCAUCAUUAAUCCUAAAAAUGACAAAAGCUCUAUUAACAAUUCUGAAAAUAUCUCCACACUCGUCCUUAAGAAUGUCAUGGAAAAAGAUUCUGGAGAAUACAUAUGCACAUUACAGCCCAGAGCUGCUCCCGCUACUGUCAAAAAGAAGAUCAUAAUGAGAGUACAAGCAGGAACAGUAAAAAGCAUAGAAAUAAAUAUAAUCCAGUCUCCAACAAUCCUGACAGCGCCUGUUCAUUCAGAUGUCACCUUAGCUUGCUUUGUCUACACCAAUGCCAGCGGUGGACUUGUGCGCUGGUAUCGGGAGGUGGAGCCAAAAGGCAGGAGUUACUUUUUCUCCGCAAAGGAAAUAAAUGACAAUGAUAAACGGGUGGAUUGGGUCAAUGAACAUAACUCCAUCGAAAAAUCCCUAAAAUUCAAAACUGUGCAGGCUGAGGACUCUGGAAAGUAUCACUGUGAAUAUUACAUGAAAGUGGCUAAGCCAGAAACGGGGAGCCAAACAGAGAGCCAGGAACAACUUGUGUUGGCGGGGUAUGGGACAGAAUUACGUGUGCGAGAGAAGGUGAACAUACGUAUAGACUAUAUUCCUGAAACUGUGUCCGUCACAGAAACAUCAAGUGUAACUUUGAUCUGCCUCGUUUAUCACCAUACCAGCUAUGUGGGCGCAUUGCGGUGGUUUCGGAAAACUGAAGAUGGUGAGGAGGCCCACUUCUACUCUGAAAGUCCAAAAGAUGGCAUGAAGAAUGACCCUCGUGUUGUAGGGAAGCAAGAAGUCAAAGGAGAUGUCUCCAAUUUCACUAUCACUAUCAAUGGCGUAAGGCCUCAUGACUCCGGAAAGUACUUCUGCCACAAAUACAAGAAGGUGGGAGGCAGCAAAGGGGAGGAGCUGCUACUCUCUGGUGUUGGGACCACCCUGACAGUGGACGCGCUGCUCUCCAGACCAACCACAGAGCCACCAGCAGUUAUUCUGCAGCCUUACCAAGAGGUCUGUGGUUUCCAGAACGAGAAAGUCACCUUGCACUGCUUUGUGUCGGCUGGGAUUGUCAACAGAAUAAUAAGGUGGUAUCGAAUCACCAGUAGACAGAAAGAAUACAUUUACUCCUCCAUGGAUGCCUCCUCUGAGAAGGUAGACCCCCGUGUGCAUCGGACUGAUCAUCACUAUUUUCACAUCGACUGGUCCAUCACCAUUGAGAAUUUGACUUUGAAGGACAAUGGGAUGUACUUCUGUGAGCUGGAAGAUGGACUUGAAGAAAAAGUUGCAGUGGGUGGUGGAACCAAACUGAUUGUUAAAGAGCCUCAUGGAGAAGCUGAAUUAAUAACCAAAGCAAUGACUCCAGAGCCUCACAGAGUAGCUGAUUUAACAACCGAAGCAAUGACCACUACUCCACCAUUGCCCCACUGCUAUGAACAUGCAGUGCCCUGGCAAACAUGCGAUGAAAUGCCCUCUUCUACUGGCGUGGGUAUCCUAAGUAAAUCCAUUACAGAAUUUGGGUUCAAUGUGUACCGCAUAUUAAAGGACACCUUAAAGGAGCCAAAUGUGGUGUUUUCUCCACUCAGCAUUGCCAUAGCUUUAUCAAACCUCCUGCUAGGAGCCCGAGGUGAGACUCUCUCCGUCCUGAAGAAGGCCUUGAACUAUCCGGAACAUUUCACCUGCGUUCACCAAGAGAUGGGCAAUCUGAUCCAGUCGGAUUCCAAUUUGCUUAUCGCCAGUGCAAUUUACUACCAAUCAGGACUUAAACUCCAUGACUUUUUCUUGGAACAAUCGAAACAGUAUUAUGGAGUUGCAAUGCCACUGAACAAUGACAUGGCUGAGAAUGUUCGGAUGAUCAAUGAGUGGGUUGCUGAAAAGACCCAAAACAAGAUUACCCAUCUGGUGGAUGAGAUCAUGGCCUCCCCUGAGAUGCUUCUACUGAACGCCAUUUAUUUUAAAGGGAAGUGGAAAGUAAAAUUUCAAGAAGAUGAAACAAAGCCGAAAACAUUUAUGCGUUUUGGACAUUCCUCAAAAAAGUUUGUGCUUGUACCAAUGAUGGAACAUGACAAGUACCCACUGGCAAUAAUACAGAGCAGAGCUCUGAAUGCCAAGGUUGCCAGAUUCCGCCUUUCCAAUGAGAGCAGUCUGGUUCUUAUACUGCCUAACAACCUAAGUCCCACGGGUCUUUCACAAGUCCAAAGUAAGCUGAAGACUGAGGAUUUCCUGGACAUGGUCAAACAGCUUAAUAAAGAGGACGAGAGCGAUGUGAUAGUGUCCAUACCUAAGCUGAAUCUUAAGACCAAAACUGAUUUGAAAGGUGUCCUGGAAAAGCUUGGACUGUCUGAUCUGUUCUCUUCUCCGAAUCUGUGUGGUAUGAGCUCAGAGAAUGGCCUCUUUGUCUCAGAUGCCAGUCACCAGGCGGUGAUUGAACUCCAUGAGAAUGGGGUGGAGGCAGCCGGCUCAACUUUCAUCAGUCUUUCACGCACGAUCUUAACAUUUGAAGCACACAAUCCUUUUAUGUUUGUCCUCUGGGAUGACCGUCAUGGGUUACCAGUGUUUAUGGGGCAUGUCACCGACCCUUCUUAUGGUCAGACGUUUGUGUAAAAAAACUGAAACGCUGGACCCUUACAAAGAAAUUAUUCUGCCUAUGACUGAUUAGCAACAACACAAAAAAGCAAAAACCAGGAUAUAGUACCUUACAUAUCUAUCUAUCUAUCUAUCUAUCUAUCUAUCUAUCUAUCUAUCUAUCUAUCUAUCUAUCUAUCUAUCUAUCUAUCUAUCUAUCUAUCUAUCUAUCUAUCUAUCUAUCUAUCUAUCUAUCUAUCUUGCCUACUAUACUAAAAGUAACAUCUAUCUAUCUAUCUAUCUAUCUAUCUAUCUAUCUAUCUAUCUAUCUAUCUAUCUAUCUAUCUAUCUAUCUAUCUAUCUAUCUAUCUAUCUAUCUUGCCUACUAUACUAAAAGUAACAUCUAUCUAUCUAUCUAUCUAUCUAUCUAUCUAUCUAUCUAUCUAUCUAUCUAUCUAUCUAUCUAUCUAUCUAUCUAUCUAUCUAUCUAUCUAUCUAUCUAUCUAUCUAUCUAUCUAUCUAUCUUCUUCUUUUGGCUGUUCCCAUUUUGGGGUCACCACAACAGAUCAUCUGUCUCCAUCUAUCCCCAUUUUCUGCCACCUCUACUGCCUUCGUGUUCUCCCUCACCACAUCCAUAAACCUCCUCUUUGGCCUUCCUUUUUUCCUCUUACCUGGUACUUCCAGCCUUAACAUUCUUUUCCUGAUGUACCCCUCAUCUCUUCUCUGCACCUGCCCAAACCAUCUCAAUCUAGUGUCUCUCACUUGGUCACCAAACUGUCGCACCUGUGUUGUCCCCUCUAAUAUACGUUGUUUCUAAUCCUGUCUACCAUCGUUACUCUGAGUGAAAAUUGUAGCAUCUCCAGCUCUGCCACUUCAGGCUCUGCCUCUUCUCUUUUUGUCAGUGCCACCGUCUCCACACCAUGCAGCAUAGUUGGUCUCACUGUCAUUUUAUAGACCUUCCCUUUCACUCUUGCAGGUGCUCUUCUAUCACAAAUCUCUCCUGUCACUAUUCUCCACCCAGUCCACCCUGCCUGCACUGUCUUCAUUACCUUUCUGCUGCACCCUCCAUUGGUUUGGACUUUUCAACCCAAGGAUUUAAAUUUGUCCACCUUCACCACCUCUGCUCCUUCCAACUCCUUCCCUCUCAUUCACUCACAUGUACCCCUUCUUACUCCUACCGACUCUCAUUCCUCUUCUCUCCCAUCUGCCCUUCAUUGUUUCUCUCCCUAACACCAUACCUGCCCAUCGCCUCCUCAUCACCAUUGUUCUCUUCACCAACGUGCUACCACUUUCUCUUCUUUUGGUAUACUUUUCACCAUUUUGUCUAUCGGUAGAAAAUUCCUACAGAAAAUGUAAUUUUACAAGCCUAAAGGCUACCUAACCUUAAAAUUCUAAAUAAAUGGUUACAUUAAA